Molecule: messenger RNA, 423 nt
Organism: Knipowitschia caucasica
Lineage: Eukaryota; Metazoa; Chordata; Actinopteri; Gobiiformes; Gobiidae
Source: the annotation of a GenBank genome assembly
AUGUCAGAGAGGAGGCUACAGAGGAAGUCAGAGAGGAGGCUACAGAGGAAGUCAGGUGGAGGUGAAGGAGGAGGCUACAGAGGAGGUCAGGAGGAGGUGAAAGAGGAGGUUACAGAGGAGGUCAGGAGGAGCCGCCCCGUCACUCACGCUGUUUGUCCUGGGAUGGGAUCUGUUUCUCUGGGUGGUGAGCUGCUGACGGAGACCCGCGUCCCAGGUGGCCCCACAUCAAAAACAUCACUCACUCUCUUUGUUGUGCGAAGGGACAGGGGCCACGGCGCAACCUCCGCAGGAUCUCCCCCGCUAUCGGCUGUCCCGCAGGAGACGCUAAAAGCAACCGUCAGUCAAAGGAGAAGAAGAAGCCGCCGCAUUCCAGCCCGAGGUCACAGAGUGGUGCGCCCGGUGCGGAGGGUCUGCGGCUUUUAG